Messenger RNA from Colossoma macropomum (tambaqui), 1413 nucleotides. Its product is annotated as antigen WC1.1-like. The record is from RefSeq and is a predicted model, not a curated record. Gene Ontology annotation, cellular component: membrane. NCBI's taxonomy places the organism in Eukaryota, Metazoa, Chordata, Actinopteri, Characiformes, Serrasalmidae. Bases 1 to 1413 code for a protein of 470 amino acids. The transcript has 13 exons.
AUGGAUCAAGAAACAGUAAAUUUGAUCUGUCGAGAGCUGAACUGUGGAAGAACUGGCAGUGAGAGUCCUGCAGGAGCGAGAGUGGAAUCAGCUCCUAACUGGCUGGAUGAUCUGAAAUGUAGGAGACAUGACUCCACUCUGUGGCACUGUCCAUCUUCACCCUGGAGACAGAACAACUGUGAUAAGCACAACGAGGUGGCUCACAUCACCUGCUCAGAAGAAGAGGAAAGUCAUCGUGUGUUACAAAGCCAUUUGAAGUGCUUAUCAUCCCAUCACAGACAAUGUUCAAAUCACCUGCCUCUCAGGCUGAGGGGAGGGUAUGGAAGCUGCUUUGGGAGGCUGGAGGUGUAUCACAACGCUGAAUGGGGGUCCGUUUGUGAUGAUCUGUGGGACAUCAGGGAUGCUCAGGUUGUGUGCAGGCAGCUGGGUUGUGGGCCGGCGCUGAGUGCUGAUGCGAGUGCUGUCUUUGGUGCUGGUGAAGGGCCUAUCUGGCUGAACAGAGUGAAGUGUAGAGGGAAUGAGAUUCACCUGUGGGACUGUCCUCAUUCCCUGAAGAACCACACUGACUGCUCCCACAGUCAAGACGCUGGAGUCACCUGUGAAGACACAUCUGUAUCUUCUACUAAUACACCCAUAACAACAGUUACCACCUCCACUACUCCAGUUGUUCAGACAGAAAAGAAAACAAUUACUCCUCCACAAACUCUUCCAACUGCUGUUCCAUCCAUCUAUCCAGUGUCUCUCCUGGUUCUGGGAGCAUUGCUUUUCCUGGCCUUAGUGCUUCUGGUUGUGCUGUUUUACCAGAACAGAGUGCUCAGGAGAGUGCUCUCUAAGAGGAGGCGUAAGGCUCUGACUGAGGCAGUCUAUGAGGAGAUCGACCGCAGAUACAUCACUAAAAGAAAUGACUCAACUCGAAGAGGAAGUAUCCUCUCUGAAGAACAGCAUUCAGGAUAUGAGAAUGUGGAUGUGGAGCUUCUCUCAGCAAAGUCCCUGACUGGAGUGAAGGCAGAAUAUUAUGAUGAUGUCAUCACCAGUGGCCUGAUAAAUGAAUCAGCAAAAGAGGACACAGCAGAGAAUUAUGAUGAUGUCAUCACUGCUGGACAGAUCUCUGAUAGUGUAGCAGAGGACGUAGCAGACAAUUAUGAUGAUCAGAGCUCAGCUGUUGUAACAGAAGACAUGACAGAUAACUAUGAUGAUGCUGUUACCACUGGACCAAACUCCUACAUUAUGACAAUGGACACACAAGAGAACUAUGAUGGUGUCAUCACUGCUGAACAGGAUAUAGAAGGAGCAAAAGACUAUGAUGACGUGGAGGAGGAGCCUAAGACAGAGAUGAAUCAUGUGACUGAGAGACCACAGCCAGUGUCUUUCUUCAGAAAACUACAUUCAAACCUCUUCAAACACAAGAAAUGA